This is a messenger RNA of Homo sapiens (human), 1295 nucleotides long. It is a transcript of the gene WFDC1, whose product is annotated as WAP four-disulfide core domain 1. NCBI's taxonomy places the organism in Eukaryota, Metazoa, Chordata, Mammalia, Primates, Hominidae. The coding region runs from base 95 to 757 and encodes 220 amino acids. Gene Ontology annotation, cellular component: extracellular region. The transcript is spliced from 7 exons. Gene Ontology annotation, molecular function: peptidase inhibitor activity. The record is from RefSeq and is marked reviewed.
AGACUGUGCACGCUCCUGUCCCCACUCACAGGCCCACGCAGCGAGGGGGGCCCCUCUUCUGUGUGCGUCUGGAAGGUCGCUGCCCAGGGAGGAAAUGCCUUUAACCGGCGUGGGGCCGGGCAGCUGCAGGAGGCAGAUCAUCCGGGCUCUGUGCCUCUUGCUACUUCUCCUCCACGCCGGCUCUGCCAAGAAUAUCUGGAAACGGGCAUUGCCUGCGAGGCUGGCCGAGAAAUCCCGUGCCGAGGAGGCGGGCGCGCCCGGCGGCCCCCGGCAGCCCCGAGCAGACCGCUGCCCGCCGCCUCCGCGGACGCUGCCCCCCGGCGCCUGCCAGGCCGCGCGCUGUCAGGCGGACUCCGAGUGCCCGCGGCACCGGCGCUGCUGCUACAACGGAUGCGCCUACGCCUGCCUAGAAGCUGUGCCGCCCCCGCCAGUCUUAGACUGGCUGGUGCAGCCGAAACCUCGAUGGCUUGGUGGCAAUGGCUGGCUCCUGGAUGGCCCUGAGGAGGUGUUACAAGCAGAGGCGUGCAGCACCACGGAGGAUGGGGCCGAACCCCUGCUCUGUCCCUCGGGCUAUGAGUGCCACAUCCUGAGCCCAGGUGACGUGGCCGAAGGUAUCCCCAACCGUGGGCAGUGCGUCAAGCAGCGCCGGCAAGCAGAUGGGCGAAUCCUACGACACAAACUUUACAAAGAAUAUCCAGAAGGUGACUCAAAGAAUGUGGCAGAACCUGGAAGGGGACAACAGAAGCACUUUCAGUAAAGCAACGGCAAGCAGCUAGGUUGCAAGAACAUUCCUCUACUUUCUGCUAAGCCUUGGAAACAGUUGGGAAAAGUAGUUUGACCCUCACAGUUCACAUUCAGCUCAGCAGAGCAAGACCCCAGAGAUGCUUAGAGACAGGACACCUGGCCAUCAAACCCAGUUUGGCCCAGCCUGGUUGGGUGACUUUGUGGGAGCCACUUAACAGCUCUGGGUCCCUGUUUUACCAUCCUGGGAGCAAGGCCCUGCAGCUCCACGAGACCUUUACCCCGGGAAGAAGCCGCCACCCAUGAAAGCAUUUCUGAAGCCCCUUUCUAAGACAAGGCUCAGCAUCUUGAUAUUUUUGACAGAUUCCUCCCAAGUCUGGCUCUGGGAGGUAUGUACCCAUCUCAAAUGUUCCCAAGAUAAAUUCAUCCUUCAGGAAAUGGAAAUGAACUUGCUUACUAAUGUGUGAUUCCUAGUUGUAGCCACCGGAUGUGCUGAGGCCUAAAUGUUAGCAGGUGGGAGGAGGCCACAGAACAAUAAAAACAACCAAAUAAGA